Molecule: messenger RNA, 1820 nt
Organism: Drosophila kikkawai
Lineage: Eukaryota; Metazoa; Arthropoda; Insecta; Diptera; Drosophilidae
Product: uridine phosphorylase 1
Biological process (GO): nucleotide catabolic process; uridine catabolic process
Cellular component (GO): cytosol; cytoplasm
Molecular function (GO): uridine phosphorylase activity
Source: RefSeq, a predicted model, not a curated record
UGGUGAAAACUCGCUGGCAAAAUAACGCAGAGUGCGAAAGAGAGGAGGGGUGGGUGCGCGCAACUUUAACUCCGCCGAGUGCACUUGGCAACAAGUCGGCUGCUCUCUCGCGCGCCUCGCGACUCUCCAAUUGAGGGUCAAGGUCAGCGCUCGCGCAUCAGCUGCUGCGCGCAUGUGUGCCGAAGGUUUCUCCGCCGGCCGCUGCAUCGGAGUUGUCUGGAGCUGAAAGUGGAAAUGGGCAAGAAGCGGAUCCCGGCGAUGUGGUUUCGGUGGUACGCGAGCCGGUUUGGUCUCUUUUGCCGUUCGCUAUAGUUUAAUUCGGCGCGAUCAUGGCGUAUAAAGUAAUCGCAGCGCUUAGUCAGGCCUACGAGGGCAGUUCCAGAUCUUGUUGAGGAAUACAUCAUAUUUACCCUGAAUUCUCCCAAAUAGAAAAUUUUCCAAAUUUACCUUCCUUUUCUAAAUGUUGACAUCUUCAUUCAAAUUUUUUAAUUUUAACCAGAAUCCAUUUUGAAAGCAGCACAAAAUUUUUGUUAUACCAAAAUGUCCAAAAGUAAUUGUAAUGAUUGUGCAUGUCGUUUGGCCAGCGAAGUGAACCAGCUAAAGGCCGUCGUGAAAGCCCAGAGCAAAAUGCUCUCCAAGCUGGUUCAACAUAUCAAGGAUGGCUGCAAGAAAGACGUGGAGGUCAAGGAGUCCUCGCUGAAGGGCUUAUUGAAUCCCUGCCUCAAGUGCCUGAAGCCCGACACUCUAUAUCAUUUGGGUCUGGAUACAGAGACCACUGAUUUUCCGAAGGUGUUCGGAGAUGUCCGGUUCGUUUGCAUGGGAGGGACAAAGGGGCGUAUGGAGCACUUUGCCUACUAUGUGAUGCAGGAAAUCGGCCUUAAGAUAAACGCGGCCACCCAGCUACGUGACAUGGCGGAGGCGGGCAAUCGUUUCUCCAUGUUCAAGGUGGGUCCAGUGCUUUGCGUCAGCCACGGAAUCGGCUGUCCCUCGAUUUCCAUCCUGCUGCACGAGCUCAUCAAGAUAAUGUAUCACGCCAAGUGCCAAGAUCCGGUGUUUAUACGGCUGGGAACCUGCGGUGGCAUUGGCGUCGAUCCCGGAACGGUGAUCAUUUCCUCGGAAGCGGUUGACGGUCGUCUGGAUUCCUUCCAUGAGAUUAUAGUGCAGGGCUCCGGCGAGAAAUAUGACAGCCAACUGGACGAGAAUUUGGCAUUUGACAUCAAGCUCUGCCACGAUCCCUGCAAGGAUAGGUACGAGGCCAUCAUUGGCAAGACACUUUGUGCUCAUGACUUCUACGAGGGCCAGUCGCGAUUGGAUGGUGCCUUCUGUGAGUACACGCCGGAGCAAAAGAAGGCCUACUUGGAGCAGCUCCGGAGCCAGGACAUUAAGAACAUUGAAAUGGAGAGUUUGGCCUUUGCCGCCCUCACCGGUCGAGCUGGCAUCCGUAGCGCCGUUGUCUGCGUGGCCAUCCUGAAUCGCCUCAAGGGGGAUCAGAUACAAACUCCGCACGAGGUUUUAAUUAAAUGGGAAAAGCGACCGCAGGAGUUGGUGGCCCGAUAUAUUCGCAAAGUUCUAUACUUUAGCGAUGAGGCUUCGGAUGAAGCUGAGGAGAUGGAGGAGGACGAGGAGGGGGGCCGAAAUGGAUCAGUGAAGGUAGCUCAGGGUGGAGCUGGAGACACUCAAAAGGCUCCCGAACCGGAGGAGGAAGCUUAAGUAGAUAUGGCUUACAGCAGGACUCGACUGAAACAUCUAUAUUCCGUACAAUGACUUUCGGAUAGCUUUAAUCCAAUAUAAAAUAUGUAUUAUUAUUCAGUUCAAUGGUA